CGAGGCUUGUUGUGCGCAUGUGUAACUUCGGUCUCCAGGUGUUUUCCGCGGGUUUCCCCGCCCGGCGGAGGAAGUCCUGGAGCGAUCCGGGGGCCUUGGCGCUGCGCGAGUAGGGGCGCCUAGGUUCCAGCUCCCUUGGAAGAAAGCAGCUUUUAUGAAGUAAGAAGGAGGAAGCCCCAAGAACAGGAAUCUCACCUUGAAGGUCACUCCUCGGACCUCAGACUUCUCAACCACAGCUUUAGAGCAGAGGCAGGAUACUGCUAGAAAGGAGCAGGUGCUGGGUUUGCAUAGCCUGCAGUAGCAGUUCUUUAUUGUGCUUAGAAUGAGCAUUGCCUCACUGUCACCGCAUCCAGAGGGCCUCACCAUGAUGAAAGGUCUGGACCAAGCUUCAGGAAAUAUAGCUGUAUAUUCAGCCUUCUCUGUACUUUCCCAAAAGGAACAGAAAAAGAACAAAUCCCAGGGAUCAAUUUCAUUUGAGGAUGUGACUGUGAACUUUACCCAGGAGGAGUGGGGUCAACUGGACCCUGAUCAGAGGACCUUGUACAGGGAUGUGAUGUUGGAGAACUAUAGCAUCUUCAUCUCACUGGAAGAAUUGAAAGUUGAUGGCAUAAUAGAGAGCAAAGAAAACCAAGACAGACAUUAUGGCAAGAUGAUUACAGAGAAAGAGAAUGUAUUAAGGAAAACGUUUAAUCUGUACAUAGACUCUAUUCCUUCCAGAAAAAUGUCCAGUAAAUAUAAUCUAGAUCGAGUCAGUUUAGAAGAUAUGUCGGAGUUAACCACUAAUAAUAAAAACUACUCAGGAAAGAAAUCCGAUGAUGCCAAUGGGUACAAGAAAUUACUUCCUGAUAUUAAUCAUGAGAAAACUCAUACUAGAGAGAAGUUUAAUGAAUUUAAUAAAAAUGAGAGCAUCUUCUAUCAUAAUGAGGAUUUUAUUCAGCAACAAAAGAUUCACACUGUGGAGCAACUGCCUGAAUAUAAUGAAUGCAUUAAAACCUUCCACAAUAAUGCCCUCUUCUUUACACAUAAGAGAACUCAGACAGGAGAGAAAUUAUGUGAUUAUAAUAAAUGUGAGAAAACUUUCAGGGGUGAGUCAAACCACAUGCUACGUCAGAUGAUUUACUUAAGGAAGAAUCAGUAUAAAUUUAAUGAAUGUGGAGAAAGCUGUGAUAAGUCAGCCCUUUGGAAGAAACGUCCUAGAAUUCACAUGGGUGAAGAGUGUGAGAAAUACCAUGAGUGUGAUGUAUGUGGGAAAACCUUCCUCCGGAAGUCAAACCUCACAAUACAUCACAGAAUACACACAGGAGAAAAACCCUAUAAAUGUAAUGAAUGUGGGAAAUCCUUUUACCAGAAGUCAACCCUCACUGUACAUCAAAGAACUCAUACAGGAGAGAGACCCUAUGAAUGUGCUAAAUGUGGGAAAAAAUUCUACCAGAACUCAGCCCUCCAUCAACAUCAAAGAACACACACAGGGGAGAAGCCUUACAAAUGUAGUGAAUGUGGAAAAUCUUUCUCCCAAAAGUCAGACCUGACUGUGCAUCAGAGCUCUCACACAGGGGAAAAACCUUAUAAAUGUAACAAAUGUGACAAGUCUUUUAGUAUAAAGUCAAAACUCACUGUACACCAGAGAAUACACUCAGGGGAGAAGCCCUAUGAAUGUAGCAACUGUGGGAAAAUGUAUCAUAUGAAGUCAACCCUCAUUAAACAUCAAAGACUUCACACAGGGCAGAAGAUAUAUGAAUGCAGUGAAUGUAGGAAGACCUUCUGUGGGAAGUCAGUUCUCCUUAAGCAUCAGAGAACUCAUACAGGGGAGAAACCUUAUGAAUGUGUAGAAUGUAGGAAAACCUUUUCUGAGAAGUCAACCCUCAGUAAACAUCGGAGAAUCCAUACUGGGGAGAAACCCUUUGAAUGUAACAAAUGCGGGAAGUCAUUCUGCCAAAAGUCACAACUCAUUGAACAUCAGAGAAUUCAUACAGGGGAGAAGCCCUUUGAAUGUAAAGAAUGUAGGAGAACAUUUUGUCAGAGGGCAUCCCUCAAUGUACAUCAGAGAACACACACAGGAGAGAGGCCCUAUGAAUGUAACGAAUGUGGAAAAUGUUUUUAUGAUAGUUCGACCCUCACUAAACAUAAGAGGAUUCAUUCAGGGGAGAAACCCUAUAAAUGUAAUGAAUGUGGGAAGACCUUCAGCCACAAAGCAACUCUCACCACACAUCAGAAAAUACACAGAAGAGAAACACUUUAAAGAUGGAUGGUGAAACACCGUCUUGCUGUAACUCAGAACUGUUGGCCUGACAGAAAGUAUACCCAAGGAGGUAACCCUAUGGUUGUAAUGAAUGUGGGAAGUCCUACCAGAAGUCAGCCUUCAAUUUACAUCAUAGAACUCUCACAGGGGACAUCCCUGGCAGUGUUUUUACCAAACUGGGCACAGAGCAAGUCUUUAUUUCUCUGCAGCUUUUUGCAUUCAGGUGGGAUGAUGUGCAUGAGAUCUGGCCAAUGGGCUGUCAGUAUAAUGUAAUUCACUUCUGGUAUGACACAUAAUGGCCUCCAUGGCAAUUCUUUGUAUUCUAUGUUCUCUACGGAGUAGGAUGUAGAAUGCCUUCUGAUGAGAGGUCAGCACUCACUGUGUUGGUGAACUCACACAAGAGUAGAAAUCUCUUGUCAACAUUUUUUUUUUUUAAGAUUUUAUUUGACAGAGAAAGACAGCAGAAGAGGGAACACAAGCAGGGGGAGUGGGAGAGGGAGAAGCAGGCCCCCCACUGAGCAGGGAGCCUGACAUGCGGCUCGAUCCCAGGACCCUGGGAUCAUGACCUGAGCUGAAGGCAGAUGCUUAACGACUGAGCCACCCAGGCACCCCUCUGUCAACAUCUUGAUGUUUAGAAAUCUAAUUCACAAAUGAAACUUACUGUAACUGGAGAAAUCAGAGUUAAGAAAUCUUGAUAUUGCAACAAAUUUAAAAAAGCCUUUACAAAAAGGUAUUAUCUCAUUGAACCUCAGGUAAACUAAUAGACUAAAACUGUAUAAGCACAUGGUUUCUGAAAGCUUUCAAUAAAACAUUUUAUUGUAUUUCAGAGAAUUAUUACCGAGGGAAACAAUUUAGAAAAUACAGAAAUUUUUUUCUUUAGAAAAAAUUUUUAAGUUGUAACAGGAAAUACAGAGGCCAAGUAUAUAUUUUUCACAUUUAGCACAACUCUGAAUUUAAGAAAGCUGUCAUGAAUAGUAAGCUCAUUGUACUUACCACCAUAAAAUGUGUUCAUUAAGAAAACAACCCCAUCUCUGAAUAUCCUGAAAUGUUUACUUGGGGAACCUAAGUAGGUUUGAAUGUGCCAAACCCAACUUAGAUGUAACCUGGGAACUAUGUGUAUAGUAACGUUCUUUACCUUUACUUCUAGUAUUGGCAACCAUGAUAUGUAUGGUGCAAGUGUUGGCAAACGUUUUCUGUAAAAGGCCAUAUAGUAAAUACUUUAACCUUACAGGCUACAUGUGCUUUUUGUCACUUUUUUUUUUUUACAACCUGUUAAAAAUGUAAAAAAAAAAUCAUUCUUAGCUCAUGGGCCAUUGAAAAACAGACUUGGCCAGAUUUAGUUUGUGGACCAUAGUUUGUGGACCCCUGAUAUAGUGGUUAAAAGCAUGGACUCUGGAACUAUACGUGCUAGGCUUAAGUCCCAGUUCUGCUGCACAUUAGCUAUGUGGCCUGGGACAAAUCCCUUAACAUUUGUUCCUCAGUUUCCUUUUUUGCAAAAUGAUGAUAUUGACAUUACCACAUGGAGUUCUAGUAAGGACUAGGUAAGUUCCUGAAUAUAAAGUACUAAACCACUGUAUAGAAUGCUACACGUGUCAGCUGUUAUAUGACUGGCAACAGAUUUGUUGGAGCUUUUACAGGCUUUUGAUUACCUACUCAACAGCUGUUCCUCACUCCAUGCCAGUAGAAGAUUCAGGAAAUGAAUGAUGAUCUAAUUUUUUUCCAGCUUAUUGAGGCAUAAUUGACAAAAUUGUAAAAUAUUUAAAGUGUAUAAUGUAGUAAUUUAUACAUUGUAAAAGGAUUCCCCCAUCAAGUUAAUUAAGGCAACUGUCACCUCAUAUAUUUACCAGCCCCAGCCCCCCUUUUUGGUGAGAACAUUUAUUUGGUGAGAACAUUUCUACUCAGCAAAUUUCAGUUAUAUAAUACAGUGUUACUAACUCCAGUUACCAUAUUAUACAUUAGCUCCUCAUGCUCUAACCUAAUUUUGAAAAAUGUAUCCUGAUUAAUGAUUUAUUUGAAAUAAGCAUCUGACCCAGCUCUGGCCAGUGAAAAACUCUGAAGAAUAUUCAGUGAAAUAUGGGAAAACAGGAUUUCCCAGUGGUUAACAAACAUUUGAUUUAAAAAAAAAAAAAAAAGCCCUUUGAUUUUGCUGGAUUUCUAUGUCUGGUUGUGAUAUCUGAUUGUAGUUUUUGAUCCUAAGGUAGUAUCUGAGGAUGGCAGAACACAAACCUGGAAAGAGGUUGAGUCAACAGCGUCUUUUGAGCAGGUGAAUCAACCAACCCUGGAGCUUCUUUAUAUGAGAUAGUAUUUUUUUCUAAUUAUACUAGUUGAGUUGGGAUUUUCUGUUUCUUAGAGCUGAAAGUGGUUUAAACAACUUACAGAUAGACCUUUUUGAAGAGGUAUUAAUUCAGAAAUACAUUUAUAAGCCUGCGGAGAGGACAUUUUCUCAUGAGAAACUGAUUCAGGGGUGGCUGUUUUUCAGCCCUGUAAAUCUCCAUAUAGUGAGCCCAACCAUUAGAAAUAAAGCUAUUUGUUACUUUAGCAUAUGAAACAAGUGUCUAAUUCAUUGAGCUUUCGUUGCAUCUGUACAAGAAAAGCACUUAGAAAAUCAUUACCUCAUGUAUGCCUUACAUUUAAAAUAUGUGAAAUAAACAUUAAGUUAAAUUGUCCAUUGAUCUGUCUCUGUGUUACUGCUUGAUUAGAUAAGGUAUGAGAUAAGGAUCUAAUGUUUUCCCAAAUGAAUAAUCAGUUCUCAACACCGUGUGAUUGAAGUUUGAAGUACCAUCUUUAUCAGGUGCUAAAUUACCAUUUGUAGGGAGUAUUUUUAUAGCUCAGGACUUCAUCCCUGUAUUUUCUUUAGUAACCAGCUUGCCUUC
Molecule: messenger RNA, 5112 nt
Organism: Zalophus californianus (California sea lion)
Lineage: Eukaryota; Metazoa; Chordata; Mammalia; Carnivora; Otariidae
Product: zinc finger protein 33B-like
Exons: 5
Coding region: 323-2239 (638 amino acids)
Biological process (GO): regulation of immune system process; negative regulation of transcription by RNA polymerase II; regulation of cytokine production
Source: RefSeq, a predicted model, not a curated record